UCCUCCCUGUCCCGGCUUGGCAAUCAUUAAUCUGAGACUUUUAUUGGAUUUUUCGCAUUCCUGACGAAAGAGAAUGACCCACGGAGUCCAAGCCGGCAGGGACCAGGUGUCCGAAAUGCAACUAGUUGGACGACUGGCUCUUUCAGCCGCUGCUGUGCUGUUGUUGACUUUGGCAUACAGGUAUUGCAAAUCCCGUGCUGCUAGAGCCGGGGACGAUGGGGGUGUCGAAGCAGAAGAGGAGACGGUUUUCACGGGACGGACGGAGACGGUUUUCGGUGGGACGAACGGAGUCGAAACGAGAGUGAGACAGAGACGCGUCGACAACAUGAAAGUGACAGUGGCGAACAGCGGCUCGGCCGACUUACCUGUGGAUCCAGGUAGGCCUGAAUUUGCCGACAGGUCCAGACUCCGAGGCACACCUGUCAAGAGAAGAGAUAAAGCAGAGCGGACAAAGGUUAGUCACCUUGGGGUUGGAGACCCGCCAGGAACAAUUGGCUUGGUGUCAGAGGAGGAGGAAAAAGGAACUUCUGGAGGCCUCCUUAGCUAUGGAAACCAAGCUGAGGUCACGGCAGAAGAACCACAUUUCCAAGAGUAUGUUUUUUGCAAUCCUGAGAAGAUCAGAUGGGAUGCUGAUGAAUGUGGGGAGCAACAGACCUUUGGAGAACGUCAACCUGAACGUGAGAACUGGUCCUCCACAAAAAUAGAGAAAGGGGAUCUACUGGGUGGAGAAGGUCCAAGUCCAUCUUUAGUCCAGAUUCAAGAAAUCCCAAAGGAAAAGCUCGAUUCGUUUCAGGCAACAUCUGACUUGGGUCUGGUCCUCAAGCAAAGUCACACGCGGACCCAUUCCUCCUUCACCUUCUCGUCUGUCGCGAAGGUUCAAAUCGAGGAGAACGUCAUCCAAGGGAAGGAGUCCAAGGAAGGAAGUGAUGGCCCAACGGAGCCCAACCUGAGAGGCAAAGUCUACGAUCUUCAAUCAGUUGAGACCAAGACGUCCUCCCAUUCUGUUGUGGACACUCAACUUUUCCAUGUUCUCAACCAACCUGAGAAGAACUUGUAUCCAAAACCUGAUCAAGCUCGUUCAGACCAUGGAAAUGACAGAAGAACUUUUCAGAAGGCCACAGAAAUAUCUUCUGGAGAAGAUGUUCCGAAACCUAAAGGUCGAGAAGAACGAAACACCAAGAAGCACCCACUAUCGAGAUUUACCUUCACUCGGAACGACAGUUUCCGCAAAAUCGUAGACAACCCCGAACUUCAAGUGCCCAUGAAAGGAUUCGGUUCUCCAGCACUUGGGUCUUCAGGGAAGGACACUCCAAUUCUUGUCAAGGCCCGGUCCAGCUCCACGUCCUCACUGAUGGGGUCCGUGCAGAGCCUCCAAAGUGACACAAAAGAGGAGCCGACGGUGGAGCAGGUGGCCGGGGCCAAGUUCUUCCACGUCCCGCUCGGACCCGAGUCCUCUCUGGACGUCCACUUGGACCUGGGGAAUUGCCACGAGGUGUUGUCCCUGGCCAAGAAGCAGAAGCUGGAGGCCCUCCAAGACGCGGCCUACAAGGUCAUGGCUGACAACUACCUCCAAGUCCUCCGGACACACGGCAUCUACAGCCGGCUCAACGCCGCCGAGAGGGAGCUGAUCCUGAAGCGGAGGCAGCGGGGGAGGAAGUACGUGACGGUGGCCGAUGUCAACUCCAACCUGGCCAGCAGACUCUGCUUUUACGAUGACCGGGAGGAUGCUUGGCAGCCCUUGACGCCGAUGCCGCUGGAAGCCGUCUCCAAAGGGUGCGCCGUGUGCAGCAUGUUCAACUACCUCUUUCUGGUGGCCGGCUGCGAAGGACGAGGGAGGGCCCAGCGGCCAUCCAAACGGGUCUUCUGCUACAACCCCUUGACCAACAUCUGGAGGGAGAUCUGCCCGUUGAACCAAGCCAGGCCCCACUGCAAGCUCGUCGCCUUGGACGGGUACCUCUACGCCAUCGGCGGGGAGUGCCUCUACACAGUCGAGAGGUACGAUCCAAGGACUGACCGCUGGACUUUUGUCGCACCGCUGCCCAAUGACACCUUUGCUGUGGCCCACACGGCCACCACGUGCGACGGAGAGAUCUACGUGACAGGCGGCACCUUGCGUUACACGCUCCUGAAGUACGUGGCCCGCUCGGACACCUGGAAGGCCAACCUCACUAGUGGCAGCCAACACCGGACCACGGAUAUGGUGACCGCCAACGGGUUCAUCUACCGCUUCGACCUCGACCGGAGCGCGGGCAUCAGCGUCUACCGCUGCGGCGCCAAGGCCAAGCUGUGGUACGAAUGCGCCACGUACCCCAUGCCCUUUCCCACUUACUUCCAAUGCACCGUGGUGGAAAAUCUAGUCUACUGCAUCGGGCGGCAGUUCCAUAUCCGCUUCCUCACGGAUUACGUCUCCCCGCGGUUCGGGACCAAAGAGUUACAGACUUUUCCUUCUCCACAAGGAUCCCUCUUACCGGUCACUCUUGUGCUUCCAGACAAGGACUCCGGGCAGACGAGGGUCUGAGCCCGUUUUUAGGCUUCUCCUGGUUAACACCGGAUAUUUCCAAACCGAUACCGAGAUCUUCUUUUCUUCUGUGUCGAUGACUUCUCUUUUUUUAUAUACGAGGGCUAUCCAGAAAGUAGGUUACGUUUUGGAUUUUAAAAAGGACAAAGUAUAGGAUAAAUUAUUUACCAUAUGCAGCUGAAAGACACAUCCCAAAACUACAAUCUCAUGUAAUCCUCAUUUAAAUUUAGCCACGUUUCUUAUAGAUAAAUGAGUUUGAAAAGUACUGCCCCAAUAAAUUUGCCGCCUCUCUCCUCCGUUUCCAACAAUGGGGGCGUGGCUGGCAGCGCAGCGUUUUGGCUACGCUGCAGGAAGGGAGAAGGGGGAAGAGCUGAGGACACAAGCGGGGAAUUUACUGGUGAAGUACAUUUCAAACUCAUUUAUCUAUAAGAAACGUGGCUAAAUUUCAAUGG
Anolis carolinensis (green anole) is the source of this 2970-nucleotide messenger RNA. It is a transcript of the gene klhdc7a, whose product is annotated as kelch domain containing 7A. Lineage: Eukaryota; Metazoa; Chordata; Lepidosauria; Squamata; Anolidae. The coding region runs from base 74 to 2518 and encodes 814 amino acids. The transcript has 2 exons. Gene Ontology annotation, molecular function: protein binding. The record is from RefSeq and is a predicted model, not a curated record.